This is a messenger RNA of Pelobates cultripes (western spadefoot toad), 13126 nucleotides long. The record is from the annotation of a GenBank genome assembly. Lineage: Eukaryota; Metazoa; Chordata; Amphibia; Anura; Pelobatidae.
GCUGUAAGUCCAUGAAUGAAAUCUCUGGGCACGGACGGCUGUUGUCACCCCCAGGCGUGCCAGUAUUUCUGCUUUCAGCUUCUUGUAGUUACUGGCUUCCGCUGGUUCCAGAUCAUAGUAUGCUUUCUGGGAUUCACCAGUAAGAAACGGUGCUAGCAGACUUGCCCAUUCCGCUUCAGGCCAACCUUCUCGCUCAGCGGUUCGCUCAAAUGCCAUCAGUAGGCCUCUACAUCAUCUGUGGAUACCAUCUUUUGCAAGUAGUGACUCACUCUGAUCACCUUUGGACAUUGUGGUAAGUCUGUGGCAUCCCUGGCCAGCCUUUGUGAUAGACUCUGGAUCUCCUGCUGUAUGACACGUGGCACGCUGCUGCCUGUGUUGCUUCAACUUGCUUAAAUAAAGUAUCUGUAUUUUCCUUUUGAGCCAGUACAAGCUGCUGCAGUAUUGAAAUGCUCUCUUGCUGUAUUGCAUUAGUCUCUGCAGUCCUCCUAUUUGUCUCUUGCUGUACAGCAGUGGACUGGAGCAAAGCUUUCAUGACAUCCUCCAUUUUCUCAGCAGUCUCUUUCUCCCUACUUACAGACUUUGCCGUGUGCUGCCCGCAUUCUCCACCAUAUGUGACAAAAGUACUCCUUUCCCUUGGUACCUUGUCCUGGGAUUGGGAUGUUACACACAGUCUUUUCAGGCUUUAGAGACACUUCACACGCUGGAUGAGGUAAACUGACUUGCUCUUUUAUUGAGGUUCCAAAAUAAAUGCACAGUAAGGUAUAAAGGUAACAGAAAUAUAUCAAACAAAAGCCUUGCUCUUCUGAGCACUAACUAAACAAAAUAAUCAGCUAACUGGGUUGGAUGGCUUGUCCAUUUCCCAACAUAAACAAACAGCCUUACUGCUUCAGGGUUUUCAGCUCUCUGUUUCCACUCACAGAAACCAAACACAAAAUCUCUCUUCUUCCUUGGCAGGGGAGUACUUAAUAGCACUGGUGAUUGACAAUCCUUUUCAGGUGAGUUAGAUUAGGAUUCAAACUCCAGAACUGGACUUCUCACCAAGCAACUUCCAAAAUGUGGAGUGGAGCACUGGCCCACCCUACUCUCCAGGUGCUCCACCUCAGGGCCCAAAUAUACACAUAUUUAAAGUGCAACAUUCAUUAGAACAUAACACAUUUCCCUGGGGCUAAUUACACAAAGUAAGAACCUUGCAAAAUCUGGGGAGGUAUAUAGGUUCCUUCCAGCACAAUUCCUUGCUUUCUGUCACAAUAUAUAUAUAUAUAUAUAUAUAUACACACACACACACACAUACACACACACAGUAUAUGCUGCAGUGCUGUACAGAUAUACAACUUAAAACUUUGUUUUUACUUGGAGCACCUUGGAAAAAAAUUUGAAAUAUAAUAAGCUGGAAACUUUUUCUUGAAGAAUUUUAAUUGUGUGUACCCUUGUCUACGCAGCUGGUCGCUAAUACUUUCUAUGGGCAGUCUGAGGGAUCACGAUAAGCACUAGCAGAGAGGCCUAUCUGUGUGAAUAACAUUACAGUAAUACUGCUGUGUAACUAAUAAUACUACAUUAUCACGCAGCAAUACUGUAAUGUUAUAAGCUAUAACCUGUAAGCUCGUUUGAGCAGGGUCCUCUUCAACCUAUCGUUCCUGUAAGUUUUCUUGUAAAUUGGCCUAUUUUUAGUGAAAUCCCCUCUCUCAUAAUAUUGUAAAGCGCUACGGAAUCUGUUGGCGCUAUAUUAAUGGCGAUAAUAAUAAUAAUAAUAAUAACCAAGAGAGACGGGCUGAGCUGUACCAACAUGAAAAUAGAAACUAUUUGCACAAAUUUUCAGCACACAAUUUUGGAUGGGGGGAAAAAAUUUUGCACAAGAGAACAUUUCUGCACUAAAAUAAAAACUAGAGGUGCCAUUGUGUGUGACAGGAGUCUGCUGCAAUACCAGCUCCAUGCCCCCUCCAUCAGCCAUGGCUGCCAGCCUUACCUUCCACUGUCUCUCCCCAUUCAGCUCAAUGACAAGGCAUGGGGAGCAAUGAAUACAGAAAACACCCCAAACCCGGGAGGCAGAGCUCACCUUGGCCCUCUGGUAACGGUACUCCCGCCAGCACGAGCACUGCCGUCAGUUGGCAGCCGCCUGGUAAUAAAUGGCCCCAGCAUUCUGUGCUGCCAACUGACUGGAGUCCUCGCGCGCACAGCUUUGCGCUCUUCGCCUUCCCUAUACACGCACACAGCACAGGCUAGCUUAGCUACGCCCACAGACACCGAGCCGCGUUUCCGCGUGUAUUGUCCCUGCCGAGGAUCCGUAGUGGUUCUGUCCUGGACUCCUGCUUCUCCCACGUGUUGAAGCCGGAUGCAGAGUGCUCGCAGGACAGAGCCACGCUGAGGAUACAGUGUCUGCCCAGGUCAGAGCAGCCGUGCUACUAUUUAUAUAGUGUACUUUAUCCACGCUGUGCACGGUGACAGCCUUCAGCAAUAUAUUGUAACCAUGUGCUCAGAGCCUGCAAUGUGGCUGUUUAACUCUGAACCGUGCCUGCCCCCCUUAGCUGCUUGGUAGAAACAUUUAAAUCUAGCAUGCCUUAUAAUUGGAGGCAUGUUAUCGUUGUCUGUAAGUAUAUGUUCAUUGUAUCAAGAAAUCAGUAUCAAUUCUUCUACAGUAACUUUGACGUGAGAUAUGUUACUGAGCAUCGGUUUCAUGUAGGUAGUUGAAGGGGUGAUGGUUUAAUUACCUGCAAGGAAGUGUGAAGUACAGCAUAUGCCUGUGUUUUAACAUUUAGUUAAUGUUUUCUCUACCUCUGUUGCAGUCACCCUUUAUCUUAUGGCUGCUGCACCUAUUAAAGAUGGUUUGUCUCAGCCCCCUGAUACUAAAGCGACAAGAAAGGCAUGUGCCCUCCAAGAGGAGCCUGGGGCUGUGGAGGAAAAUGGACACACUGCCAAAAGAUUUAAACCUGACCAUGAGGAACAGAACAAAAAAACGCCGAAAAGAAAGGUGGUCCUACUAAUGGCUUAUUCAGGGAAAGGUUAUCAUGGAAUGCAGGUAAGAGUUCUGUGUUUUGGGGUAUAAUACUACUACGCUUUGGAAAUUCAGGAACUAUACAGAUAAGAAAGGAAAGCAGAAUAAUAAGUUAUAGUGAAAGGAUAAAUCUGUAUUUAUACAGCUAUUCUCUGCUUGUUAAACAUGUUUUAUGCGGCAUUCACACACAAUGCAAAUCCCCACCUUUCCAGACAAGCUGUUUUAUUGUGAAGCUGCCAUCAUCUUAAACACCUCCACAGAGGUAAUGCUAUGUAAUUGCUGCCAAGUACUUAAAUAUAUGCUCCAUAAACUUCUGCUAUGCCCGGGUUUGAGUAUGCUCCUCUUCUGCUCAAGACAGAGCUCACUUUGGAUGCUGUAAAGCCUGGAUAGCUGCAAAGUUAUGUACUUUAAAAUUUGAGAUUUUUAUUUUCAUUGCCUUAAAUGACCACUCUAGGCACCCAGCCCACUUCAGCUUAAUGAAGUGGUCUGGGUGCCAGGUCCCUCUAGGACUAACCCCCCCCUUUUUUUUUUUUAAAUAAAAAUAGCUUCAGAGAAACUAUGUUUAUAAUAGGGUUAAUCCAGCCUCCAAAUCCUCUAGUGGCUGUCUCAUUGACAGCCGCUAGAGGCGUUUGCGUGAUUCUCACUGUGAAAAUCACAGUGAGAAGACGCCAGCGUCCAUAGGAAAGCAUUGUGAAUGCUUUCCUAUGAGACCGGCUGAAUGCACGUGCAGCUCUUGCCGCGCGUGCGCAUUCAGCCAAAAUGGAGGAUCGGAGGCGGAGAGGCGAGCUCCCCGCCCGGCGCUGCAGAAAAGGUAAGAUUUAACCCUUCCCUCUCCCCAGAGCCGGGCGGGAGGGGUCCCUGAGGGUAGGGGCACCCUCAAGGCACUAUAGUGCCAGGAAAACGAGUAUGUUUUCCUGGCACUUUAGUGGUCCUUUAAAGAUGCAUUCUGAGUACCAGAGCAACAGUCCCUGUCUCUGCAGUCUUGCAAUGUAAAACCAAGAAAUGGCUAGUUUCCUUAGAAAGUUCCUUUUAGAUUUAGAACAUACCCAGUGGAGCAGUUCGAUUUUUGUCUUGUAUAGUGCAAUGUCUGUUCAUAGUCAAAGUAUUCUGUUCAAUCUCCUUGUAUCGCACUGAUUUGAACUACAAACACAGCCCUAUUCUGAUGGUUAUACUGUGCCCUUCAGAGAAAUGUGGGAUCCUCCCAGUUCAAAACAAUUGAAGAUGAACUAGUCCAGGCACUUGUAGGGGCUGGCUGUAUCCCAGAGAAUCAUGCUGAAGAAAUGAAAAAGAUGUCUUUUCAGCGGUGUGCUCGCACAGACAAGGUAAUCAAUCUUUAAACUGUAUAUACUUGGACAUUUAAUGGCAAGGCUUCAAUGGACACUCAAAGCACUAUAGCAGGUGUAGGCAACCUUCAGCAAUCCAUAUGUUGUAGACUACAUCUCUGUUGCUUUAUCAGUAUGGUUGUAAGAGAAUUAUGGGAGAUGUAGUCCAGAACAUCUGGAGAGCCAAAGGUUGCCUACCCCUGCACUAUAGCAAUCUAUGCUCAUUGCAUAGUAGAGCAGCUUCUUGUAUCCAUGCACCUGCAGUGAUUUCCAUGGUAGAGGGGAAAUGUUACUUCUUCUAUGCUCUCCCAUGCCUGGAUGGCACAUGCUGUACAAGUCCUUGCAUCCCUGUAGCAGCAGCUUUUUUAUAUUAAAAAUAAAAUAAAAAAAUAUAUAUACACUUCUGAGCUAUAUUAUGAUUUCUGCCUUGUACAAUGCAUUGUUUAUCAGUAGAUCUCAAUGGGCAGUAACACUAAUUAAUAAAUAUAUAUAUAUAUAUAUAUAUAUAUAUAUAUAUAUAUAUAUAUAUAUAUAUAUAUAUAUAUAUAUAUUAAUUAGUAUUUUAAUGAUAUUCACACAAACCAGAAUACAUGUUUUGUCAUUCCUUCUAGCACCCCUCCUGUCCUAAUUGUCAUUGUCAGAAUGUGAUAUCCAUGUAGUGUUACUGCCCAUUGAGAUCUACUGAUAAACAAUGCAUUGUACAAGGCAGAAAUCAGAAUAUAGCUCAGAAGUGUGGAUUUCCCCCCUUCCGCCCCCCAGUGUAAUAUAUUGCAAAAAAAACCACAGAAACCUUCCAUCUCACAAACCCUGACCCUAGUAAAUCUGGCGCGAUGAAAAUAUUCACUUAUAAUAAGUGAAUUGACUACAGGUUAGAGAUAAGUAUUUCAACCAUCCACAUAUAUCAAGUAUACUUUUCUGAAUAGCGAAUUCUAAAGGCAAGUGUUUCUCACUGGAUUGUAAUAUCUCUCUCAGGGUGUUUCGGCUGCAGGGCAAGUGGUGUCAUUAAAGAUCUGGUUGAUAGACAACGUAGUAGAAAAGAUUAAUGAACACCUUCCAUCACACAUCAGGAUUUUGGGUAAUUGUAUAUUUAUGCAUGAUUCUCUUUUGUUUUAUAGAGGUACUAUUCUGUUUAUCUAUGAGAACUACACUUCACAUAAAAAAAUAUCAGAGCUGAACCGUAACCUAGCAUAUUGCUUGCACUUGACCACACGUAUGUAUUAGUUCAUAUUGUUAUCUCUAGAUGUAUCCGUUCUAGGUUCCAUAAACAACAGGUCUGAGCUGACUCCUAAAUGCUACACAAAUUUGUACCAUCCUGAAAUAGACAUUGACAUUUGUAAAAUAUAAUAAUAAUAAUUUAAAGGCUGUUUACAGUCCAUUUAAGGGGACAGUCUAAAAACCAUGUCUACUACAGUUUAUUAUAAUGUUCAUGGUGCUAGCGAUAUGUGCUUUUUAAAUCCUCAUAUAUUUGGAAGAUAUUUAUUAUUAUUAUUAUUAUUCAUUGACUAUUGUCAUUCAGCCUAUUAGAAUAUUUAUUUAAAAAAUAAUUUUUAUAAAAAAUAUCAAAAAAAAAGAAUAAACUUUUUUAAUAUCAAAAUCGAUAUUUUGGCACACUGUCCCCUUGAUUGGUUUAAAGCUAAGAGUUACUAUUUUAACUCUAGUCCCUGGAGCACGUUUGUUAGCUAUUUAUAUUGCACACAUUAAUCACAACCAAUUUAUAAAAAUAUAAUUUAUUGUGACAAAUAAUAUGUAACAUGCAUGAUAAUCGGUGAAUAUUUAGUAUAACAAUAGGCAUAAAAUAUGGCAACCAUGACCACAACAGAGAUAAUUUCUAGAUCACUUAUCUUAUAGUGAUGGGUUAGCAGUCCACUCAGAAAUUAUCUACCAGUCGGGGUCAGUAUUCUUGGCAGGUAACAGUACAGAUUUUCAAUACUCGUGAAUAAUCAAUUGGCUAUUAGUAACAAUAUUCCAUCACAUAUCAAUUCAUUUCUAAAAGAAUUAUUCUAUUUCUAUCUUGUCUAGAACUUAAUUGACAUAUCAUCAAUACAGAUCAGAAAAACGACUGCAGAACAAAGCCAUUAACUGAUAGCAGUUCAGAUAAAAUUAAGUUACGUUCACUGCUUCCUGAAUUCUCACACAGUAAACACUUUAACCAUUAUAAACAAAAUACAAUGUUUCAUCUUACGCAGAUAGUCAAAUUAACUAUUCUUUACCAUCCAAUAACCAUAAGAAAAUAUGGUCUAAGUCUUUACUAGAGUUAUUUAACACUAAUUACAACUCAUUGCAAUCUCUUGGUAUCUGAUACAAUAUUAAAACUUAUCCCUGAAUUACUAUGUGUCUAAUAUCUCUGGCUAAUAGCUUGAUGUGCUAAACUUGGCAAAUUACCAGCAAAUCAGUAUAAUUCCUUUAAUUUCAGCUGCAGUCUGAAAUCCUGAAUUAUAUCAUUCCCUUUUAGCGAAUUAUGAUUCCAAAAUUUUGAAAUCUGAUCAGCAUUAUCCAGGUAUAUUUUUGUUUUUAGUAAAAAUUAAGUUAAACCCAUAUAUAAUUACCAAUCUUGUAGAAUACCUGUUGCUGUUCCGGAUGAAAUAAUAAUCCAAUGAAUGUGAGCUAAGAGUCUUUAAAGAUAGAAUAUAGUAUGAGAAUAGCAAAUUUAGAGCAGUUAUGCAAAAAAAAAAAAAAGAAAUCCAGAAUUAGUCUGGCUAACAAAGGAAUUCACGAUGGAAAAGAUAGGUGUGCCUUCAAAAGUGUUGAGUAUCUAUUCGCAAGAGUGUAUGUAUAUCUUUGAUUUUUGUUUUCCUUUUCAACAAGUGUGUUUUUACUUUUUAAGGAAUUCUCUCAUCUCUAUUUUGCACAUCAACCUUUUAAAGUGAUUAAUGGAAUCAGAUGGGUGUAAACAUCCUAGUGGUCAGUUGUAUCGAUAAUAACCAAUAGAUGGCGUAGUUAUUUCAUUAUUUUUAUUGCUGGUAAGGAGUAUGUCUUAUGGGCAAUUCUUAUCUGAUUCUGGAUUACAGGUUUACUAACCAUCCAUUGUGUUAGACUACUUGUUGCUGAUAAUGUCUUAAAGGGAUCUUAUAGUGCCAGGAAAAAAAAAAACGUUUUCAUGGCACAAUAGGCUACUGGAGGGCCCCCUCCUUUGGGGCUCAAGGGUUUAAAACCCCUUUAGCCACUUACCUGAAUCCAGCACAGAUGUCCCUCGGUACUGGGUCAGGGUCCGGCAACACUCCUCCCCCGCCGACGUCAGCCAGUGGGGGAGGCCUAAUGCGCAUUAUUCAAUGCUUUCCGAUGGGGAAAAUCUGACUGAAGGUCCGUGAGAUAACAGACCAAAAGUCUGUUUGGAUUCCGGAAGCCGUCUAGUGGUAUACAGCCAUAGAGGGCAGACUUAGAGCUCCAAUGUAAACAUCGUGGUUCUCUGGAACUGUAAUGUUUUACAUUGCAGCACGAAGUGCAAAAGGGUCACAUCACCCAGACUACUUGAAUUAGCUGAAGUGGUCUGGGUGCCUACAGUGUCCCUUUAACAUAUGUUUAUAUAUUUAAUACACACAAAGUUAGUGUUAGAAUUUAAUGAUAAUGAAAUCUUUUCAAAUUAGUAUUUUAAAUAUAUAAGAAAAUUUAAAGAGGAGUAUUAUUAUAAUAUAUAACUAAACUUAAUUAUAUUGUAAGCUUGGGCUUUUUCUCAAACCCCUCCACCCAUCCUCCUUUCUAAUACUUUAAUUUUUAUGUAUAGACACAAAAGGAAAUGAGAGUCGGCUGUACAUAAUCUAAAACAGGAACAAAAAAGAACACAUAGUGUGAUACAGUAAAACAAAUGUUAGUGUGCUAAGAUGGUAAUGCACUCACAAGAUCAGAAUGAAUAGUGCGCCAAAAGUGUGCCUGCCCCGGUAAACUUGGGCGGCUGAACGCCUCCACUCUCCACUGGAAAUCCAAGCGGACCAAAUUAGGAAUGAGACUCCGAUGGGUUUGGAUAAAAUAAUUAUGCAAAUUUAUUGUAAAUAAAGGGCCAUAUACAUUAGCCACAUAAAUAAAAUAGAGGAAAGGUCCUACGCGUUUCGUUCCUAUAAACAGGAACUUCCUCAGGGACCAAAAACAAAUAAUGUAAUAAAAACAAUCAAUACAAAAAAUGCAUACAAUAUUUCCCCCCCCCGAGUCUCUAUAAAUAGGACUAAGUCCUCAGUUCAUUGGUGGAUCCAGUGGGAGUUACCGAUGAUUCAAUGAUCCUAUUCAGGUGUAGAAUGUCUGAUGAUCCUGUGCAGCUGUGGAGUAGAUGUUUCGGCGGUCUUUCUUGGCGCAAAACGAUGAAACCGGAAACCGGAAAUGAAAGUCCGGUAUUACUUCCGCGUUCCAUUGACAUAUGCGUUCCAACUGAAUCAUAAUGAACAAUUUGCACAUAUCGCCACCUUGAGGUUGCCUGAUGUAUAGCAAUUCUAAUCUAAAUUUAACAAGGACAUAUAUAACAGUAGAUCUCCUAGUGGGAAAAGAAAUAUAAAUAGAUUGCAGGACUAAACAUACAGGAAAAUAUAAUAAAUAAGUGAACAAAUAAAUGAACAAACAUAAAAUGCUUUUCCCACAAUAUUAUUUCCCUCUCAUAUCAUUUUUAUAUUUAAAGUAAAAAAUGUAUUUAAAUACAUAAACCUUCCCUUGAACCUACUUUUUAUUUCAAUAGAUCAUUGUGGAAAUAGAUAUAAUCCAUACAUAAAUCCAAUAUUGUGCUUUCUAUAACGUGAUAAUUAGUGUUGCAUUCUAUAAACCCAUUAGAUGGAUUGCCAUACGACUCUCCAAAUUAUUAUAUGAAGUGUAUAUUUCACAAUAAUAAAAAUAAUAAUUCUAAUUUGUGUGUUGUAAUUAGUAAGUAUCCAUCAAUCAAAUGGGAUACCAUACAAUUCAAUCUUUAUCUAUUAGAAGUCUCUUCUUACUAACACCCUAUCAUGAAUAUAUAUAUAUAUAUAUUUUUUUAUAUUUGAUUAUUAUAAUACUUAAUUUAAUAUCUUUUGUAAUGUAAAAUAUUCCUUAAUGAUCGAAUGUUUCCAUAUAGUACUUUCUUUUAUAUAUCCUUAUUAAAGAUUGUUCCUGUAAAAUUAUGAUGAUAUAGAUAUUAUUAAUUAAUUAGUAUAUAGAUAUCCCAUAUUAUAUUACAGAAUAACGAUCAAGACCAUAUAUAUAUAUAUAUAUAUAUAUAUAUAUAUAUAUAUAUAUAUAUAUAUAUAUAUAUAUAUAUGUCUUCUGUAGCCUCUAACAAGUGCAAAUAACAGAAAAAAAAAUGUGUGUGUGUGUGUAUAUGUAUGUAUGUAUAUAUGUGUGUGUGUAUGUGUGUAUGUAUGUGUAUAUAUAUAUAUAUAUAUAAAAAAAAUCCCUCUUAGGCACCGAUGUAGAACAAAAGGAAAAACUAAUCGAGGAAGCAAAUGAGGUCUAUGUCAAGGUUAAGACCUCUUGGGUGAAGGGUCUGGAGUUUAUGAAUGUGCAAAUUGUGCAAAUUUUUUAAGUCUAUCACCUCCCCUCCAGUAGGGCAAUACUCUUUUUUUUUUUUUUUUUCUAUUCCUACACACUUAAAAUUGGAAAAUGAGAACAAAGGACAAGUGUUACAAUGGGUGGGUACAGAGUGAGUGGUGAUCUUCUUUUUUUUAUAUUGUUCAGAUGUUCCAUAAAUCGUACUUUCAAAAUCCUUUUCGUGCGCCCUACGUAUUGUUUGCCACAUGGACAUUGCAGUAAAUAAACCACAUAGUCCGUGUGGCAACCUAUAUCCAUUUUAAUAUUGAACCUCUCUGUACUGAAACUGGAGAAAGAGUUAGUUCUAGAUACAAGACUGGUGGUGCAGACUUUACAUGUGCUGCAUCCUCUAAAGAAUCCCAAUGAAUUGGAAGCAGUUGGAUGUGUAGAUUUUAGGGCAUAACUCGGAGCCAGCAUGUUUUUAAAAUUUCUAUUUUUCUUAUAGAUAACUUUAGGUUGAUGUGAUAAUGUGGUCCCUAAAACUGGGUCCUGUAGUAGGAUCGGCCAAUAUUGUUGUAAACUUUUCUUUAUUUUAUUGUGAUCAGUAUUAAACUGUGUUAUAAAAGCUGAUGUAAAAUUUGUGUUGGAAAUUUCAAUCUGAGGUUUGUCAACCAAUAAUUGGUUCCUGUCAAUCUGUUUAACUAACCGAAUCUCUCUCUCUAAGGCGUUUUUCUUAUACCCUUUCUCUAUCAAUUUAUUUUUGACAUGUGUGGACUGAAUAUUAAAAUCCUGGCUAUCUGAACAAUUGCGUCUCAAGCGUGUAAAUUGGCUUUUUGCAAUGCCCCUCAGCCAGGGUUUGUGAUGACAACUACGUUGAUGGACAAACCCGUUUCCAUCAGUAGGUUUGAAAAAAAACUUGGUUCUAAUCUCUCCUUUGUCAAUGAACAGGGUCAAAUCCAAAAAAUUGAUUUCAUCCUUAUUCCAGACCGGGGAGAGAACCAGAUUAUAAAGAUUGCAAUUUAGAAAAUUGACAAAAUCCUGAAACAAAGAAAAAGAACCACUCCAAAUGAUAUCACCUAUGUAACGCCGCCAGAGCACCAGGUUCUCCCUCCAGUCAUGACCAGACCAAACAAAAAGAUCCUCCCAACGUCUCAUGUAGGUAUUCGCAUAACUGGGGGCGAACCUGGUGCCCAUGGCUGUCCCCGUGGUCUGUAAAUAAAAUUCACCAUUGAAAUAAAAAUAAUUGUGUUUCAAAAUAAAAUUAACUGAAGUUAGGAGAAAUUGUUUAAGAUUUGAUGCCAGAUUCCUGUCUUGUGUCAUGAAGUGAUUUAAUGCUUCCACCCCCAAUUCAUGGUUGAUAACAGUGUAGAGAGAUGUAACAUCUAGCGUGGCCCAACUAUACUCCGCAUGCCACUCAAUGCACUCUAAUUCCUGCAGAAAAGAAACAUCUACUCCACAGCUGCACAGGAUCAUCGGACAUUCUACACCUGAAUAGGAUCAUUGAAUCAUCGGUAACUCCCACUGGAUCCACCAAUGAACUGAGGACUUAGUCCUAUUUAUAGAGACUUUUUGUAUUGAUUGUUUUUAUUACAUUAUUUGUUUUUGGUCCCUGAGGAAGUUCCUGUUUAUAGGAACGAAACGCGUAGGACCUUUCCUCUAUUUUAUUUAUGUGGCUAAUGUAUAUGGCCCUUUAUUUACAAUAAAUUUGCAUAAUUAUUUUAUCCAAACCCAUCGGAGUCUCAUUCCUAAUUUGGUCCGCUUGGAUUUCCAGUGGAGAGUGGAGGCGUUCAGCCGCCGAAGUUUACCGGGGCAGGCACAUUUUUGGCGCACUAUUCAUUCUGAUCUUGUGAGUGCAUUACCAUCUUAGCACACUAACAUUUUGUUUUACUGUAUCACACUAUGUGUUCUUUUUUGUUCCUGUUUUAGAUUAUGUACAGCCGAAUCUCAUUUCCUUUUGUGUCUAUAUAUGUAUAUAUGUGUUGUAAAAGGUCGGGAACUGGGCCACGACCUUGAGAGGCUGUUUGAUCGAAUACUUCAGAUAAGUAUAUCUGGAUACUAGUACGGUUUUUUCACGUCAAUAGUGUUUGAGAUACUAUAUACAUAUAUACAUUCAUAUAUUGUUGUUGGGUUUUUUUUUUGUUUAAUUUUUAUGUGCAGUGUAGGGUUGUAAAAGAUGGAGAUCGUUAUCUUAUCCACAUUCCAAGGCUUUUACGAUAUGUACUGCAAAUAAGAGACACAAUUCUUGUCUCUUUUCACUAAAUAAAUAGUGUUUAAGAGAGAAAAAAAAGUCUGUCUGUCUUUCUGUUACUAGCAAGCAAAAUAUAGUCACAUUUGCUGAACCGUGACUUGUCAUAUAUUGAUUUUACCCACAAGAUGUGUGACAAGCUAUGCAAAUAUUUGUACAAUAUAUAUACCCCCAACUUGCUUACACCAUUUAAGUUGGUUUCCUUUACUUACAGGAGCUGUUCUGCAUGCAUUCAUGUCAGAGCUCAUACAAUUAAUGGAAAUUUACUUUAGGGGGCAUGAGACUGCCUCAUGUCCAAUUAUAAUAGGGUGAACAGGAAUGGAGGAUGUAGUCUGGGUACUAGAGGGAAAAACAUCAACAUCUUAUGAGGACUUAAAAGAUAAAGCAGUUGGGACAGGUUUCUAACACUAUAAGAAUUGUAACAAGCUUUAUUUUAUUUUUUUGCAUUUCUUUGAUCCAGCAAAUCUAAAACACACUAAAUAACACAAAAACCUAUAUGCUGUUUUUGGUUUUAGGAUUAAAGAGGGUGACUGGACGUUUCAACUCAAAGAACUCAUGUGACGCUCGCACUUAUUCAUACACUCUGCCAACCUUUGCCUUCUUGCUCAAGGACCAUGAAACACAAGAAGAGAGCUUUCGGCUGAGCCAGGAAACACUGGGCAGGGUUAAUGAGCUGCUUGCCCUUUACAAGGGCACCCACAAUUUCCACAACUUUACCUCUCAGAAGGGACCAUGGGACCCCAGCGCGAAACGUUACAUCAUGGAGAUGCAUUGUGAGCCACCUUUCCAGCAAGGUGGUUUAGAGCUUGCUGUAAUUAAGGUGAAAGGACAGAGCUUCAUGAUGCAUCAAAUUCGCAAGAUGAUUGGUUUGGUUAUUGCAGUGGUAAAAGGCUACGCUCCCAUGUCAGUCAUUGAGCGUAGCUGGGGAGAAGAAAAAGUAGACAUUCCAAAAGCACCUGGUUUAGGUCUUGUAUUGGAAAGGGUUCACUUUGAGAAGUACAAUAGACGUUUUGGUAAUGAUGGACUCCAUGAAUCCUUGGAUUGGGCAGAGGAAGAAUCUAAAAUUGAGUCAUUUAAGAAAGAGCAUAUUUACCCCACCAUCAUACAAACAGAAAUACAGGAAAAAUCCAUGUCCACUUGGCUUACCACAUU